CGGCCCUAAGUACACCGGUGUUCUGAAGAUGGUAUAUAAAACGGACAUGGGACUGAAGAGGCAGUUGUCACGUAGAGUCUCCGUCGUUUCUGGUACCCGCCCCUGCCGGGUGCUAGGUCGUGUUGUGGGCGUGGUCACUGUCUUGGCGAUCGGAUUUCUGUGCGGACAUUUCAUAUAUCAUUCCUUCGUUACUGCUAAACACGUGAUCACUGACCCUGAGCAGUAUGUCAAACGAGACGGGAGUAAACGAACAGUACAUAUAGAUGAUACACAUAUACUUAAAUCAACUCAUGGAGCACCGAAAGUGGCUCCCUCUAAACAAAAGAUGCCACAUACGGAGAAUGGGUUCCACUCGCCGCCGAAGGAAAGAGACGGGGUGGAAAUAAAGAAAGACAUGAGUGUUCAAUUUCGUGACUAUGUUCCAAGGAAGGUUUUUGUGAAUUGUGGUGGAACAUUUCCGGUGACUUUAGACUUGUUCCUCAAUACCUAUCCCGACGCUCACAAGUACGACCUGUACACAUUCUUACCAGACGAGUCAUACAGCUUGUUUUAUCAAACAUACAAGAGACAUACGCUUUAUACGCCGUCGAUCGUCUCUGAAGAAAACACAACCGUGGAAUCCACCAACAACGGGUUCGCGAGCAUGGUUGAACAGCGAGACAUGAUUGACACCGUCGACCUUCCAAGCUGGAUACUGACUAAUCUGCACCAAGACGACUACGUCAUACUCAAGCUUGAUAGUAAGUUCGAAAAGGUAAUUGUGAAAAAUAUCGGUUCAAAAAACGCCAUCGAGUGGAUUGACAAAUUUUACACGACUUCUGAAGAUAACGAAACCAUUGCCGCUUAUCGCGACGAACUUGGGAAAUUCAAUAAGCAGAUUUCUUUUUGGGAUAACUCAGCUCUGACAUACUCCGAUUUUGACACCGUUAACCCGCCCAGCAUCCCCAAGGGACUAGGCACCGUGUUGUCACAGUGUGUAGACCCCACAGAGUCGGAAAAGUUCGGUUUGUUUCUUUUCUCUGAACAAUUCACAAAGCAUGUCAAUCAAACUGUGAACUUGUUGAUCACGUAUGCUGGUGAACGGAAGGUAGGCGUGUCGGUAUUCCUCCCACGUGAUUUCUUUCGUUCAAUCCCGAGUCGGUCGCUGCGAGAAUUAUCCGAGAUAGUUACUCUCGGUCUCUUCAUUGGUAAGGAAAAUCAAACGGGUGAUGGAACUAACACAACUGAGGAAGAUAAUGAAUUUAAUACAUAUAGAAAUAUAUAUGUUGAAGCUGCCAGCCAAGUACAUCAUCAUACAGAAUCUACUCUCCAAUACGUCAUGGUCUCCUCGACCACAGGAGCUGAUGUGUGCCGCAGACUUAGCCAAUCUCGACAGGUGAUAGUUUUCAAUGAAACCAAGCACAUCACACACCAUUCACAAACCGUCUUACAGAGUAGCACUCUCACCAUGGAUAUGAUUGGGCGAAAUCCUGGAGAAAUUCUUGCCGUUGAUUUGAUGAAGGACAAUGCUGCUAUUAUUACACUGUACAUGACGAAACGAUUUGAACCGUGGUUGGUACCUGCUUCAAAAUGUCAACCCCUUGUCAAUAGGAAGUGAAUCUUCCCCAGGUUGAGUUUAAAAUGGUCUGGGGUGGAUGUUGCGAUAUCUGUGCUGUAGCAUUCAAGUGAGGUGGCACUAUAAAUGAUA
Molecule: messenger RNA, 1687 nt
Organism: Mizuhopecten yessoensis (Yesso scallop)
Lineage: Eukaryota; Metazoa; Mollusca; Bivalvia; Pectinida; Pectinidae
Exons: 1
Coding region: 29-1597 (522 amino acids)
Source: RefSeq, a predicted model, not a curated record